CGCUUAACUGCGCUUGGGGACUCAUUUUCGAUUCGCAUUGCGCAGUCCAUGCUUUAUGUCGACGUAUAAACGAUAUCCGUCGUCAUCACUGAAACCAAAUGAUCCUUCCUGUUAUACUUUACUUUUUGUAGACUACGUCGUAGCCGAGCGCAGCCGAGCGCGCUACGGCUCCCUGCGGCUCCCGGAAUAGUCGGAGUGCGAUGUGUGCGUGAAUGUGCUCGGGCCAUCGGAAUCGCAGCACAGGACUCUGAAAUUGGAUGCGUCUCUUGUACCUGAAUUAGAGGGAGGAUAGAUUUUUUUCGCUAGCACGCUUACAAUUUUUUAACGAGACUUCUGCGAAGACAAGUGUGUCCGCGAUGAAUCCCUCAGAGCCAACCGGCACCGAGACUCUCAGGUACAAUGAGUUCACAUUGGAUGACACUGAGAUAAGCUCUAAAAUGAAAGACGUGAUUGAUGUUCUUGCGAUGCAACGUGAAAAGAGGAAUACAUUACAAAAGAGCAUUACGAUUGAUUACACCAAGUCCAGUGAUAGCUUCACUGUCUCACGAUUUAUCUUUGAAUGUGGUUUGAAACUAGAAGCUCAUCCAUUGACAAUAGCUACUGCUGCAACGCUAUAUCAUAGAUUUGUUAAAGAGGCAACAGCACAAGGAUACGAUCAUUAUCUUAUAGCUGCAACUUGUCUUUAUCUGGCUGGUAAAGUAAAAGAUGACACGUUGAAGAUAAGGGAUGUGAUGAAUGUAUCCUACAAUACGCUUCACAGAGGAUCUCAGCCGCUUGAUCUGGGAGAUCAAUAUUGGAGUAUGAGGGAUGCGAUUGUUCAAGCGGAGCUUCUCAUCAUGAGAAUGCUCAAAUUUCAGGUCACGCCUGUGCAUCCGCACAAAUAUAUGCUUCAUUAUUUGCGAUCUUUGCAAGCCUGGUUUGGCGAAGAGGAGUGGAACAAAUAUCCAGUCGCCAAGACUAGUAUGGCACUGCUGCAAGAUUUCCAUCAUUCCCCAACUAUCCUUGAUUAUCCACCGAAUUUAAUAGCAAUAGCUUGCAUCAAUUUGUCACUACAAAUUUAUGGCGUGGUCGUGCCUCUGAUGGACGAGUGUGAUCAACAGCCAUGGUUCAAUGUUUUUUGCAAAGAUUUAGCGAGAGAUAAAUUAUGGGAAAUUAUGGAAAGAAUCAUGGGAGCAUAUGACGAUGAGCCUGAAACUAGAGACAACUAAUAAGCGUGUAUUUGUAUCCAAUUAUAAUAAUAAAAAAUUACUUUCCAAAAACUA
Monomorium pharaonis (pharaoh ant) is the source of this 1262-nucleotide messenger RNA. It is a transcript of the gene koko, whose product is annotated as cyclin-Q. The transcript has 7 exons. The coding region runs from base 357 to 1208 and encodes 283 amino acids. Lineage: Eukaryota; Metazoa; Arthropoda; Insecta; Hymenoptera; Formicidae. Gene Ontology annotation, molecular function: cyclin-dependent protein serine/threonine kinase regulator activity. Gene Ontology annotation, cellular component: nucleus. The record is from RefSeq and is a predicted model, not a curated record. Gene Ontology annotation, biological process: regulation of transcription by RNA polymerase II.